CACCUGCUGGCUGUCUGAGGCGCCCGGCCGAACCAUGUCGGAGAUCUUAUGCCAGUGGCUCAACCAGGAGUUGAAGUUGUCCCGGAUCGUGAGUCCCAAGUCAUUUGCAAAGGCAUUUUCCAAUGGCUAUCUAAUUGGAGAAGUUCUGCACAAGUUUGAACUUCAGGAUGAUUUUUCAGAAUUUUUGGAAAGCAGGGUUUCAGGUGCCAAGCUUAAUAAUUUCUCUCGUUUGGAGCCAACACUUCACCUUCUGGGUGUGCAGUUUGAUCAGAAUGUGGCCCAUAACAUCAUCACAGAAAAGCCUGGGGCAGCAACAAAACUUUUAUAUCAAUUGUACAUUGCUCUUCAGAAAAAGAAGAAAAGUGGUUUGACUGGAAUGGAAAUGCAAACCAUGCAGCCCCUGAGAAAACUGAGACUUCAAAGCAUGAGAAGUGAUGCUUUUCAAGAGAGACUUAGAAACCUGAUACCACGUCAAACUGAUUACAAUCUGAUGCGGGUUACAUACAGGUUUCAAGAAAAAUAUAAACACACGAAAGAAGAGCUUGCCCGUAUGCAUUUUGAGGAACUUCAAAGAUUUCAAAAAUUCAAGGAAGAACAAAGAUGUUUUGAUAUUGAAAAGCAACGCUUAAGCAGAAGACGACAAAAUGAAAUAAUGGCCCAAAUCCAAGCAGCUAUCAUACAGAUUCCUAAACCUACAUCAAAUUACACUAUGAGAGCACUUGAGGCCCAAAAAAUGAGGAAAAAAAAGAAAGAGGCUGAAGAUGUGGCCAAUGAAAUUAAGAAGUUUGAAGCAUUAAUAAAGAAGGAUCUCCAAGCAAAAGAAAGUGUAUCCAAGACUUCUGUAGAUAUCGCAGGCCAGACAACUACUGAUUUGUUAAACACUUACUCGGAUGAUGACUACAUUAAAAAAAUCCAGAAGCGCCUAGAAGAAGAUGCUUUUGCCAGAGAGCAAAGAGAGAAAAGACGGCGGAGAUUGUUAAUGGACCAGUUAAUAGCCCAUGAAGCACAAGAAGAGGCCUAUCGGGAGGAGCAGCUGAUUAACCGGCUGAUGAGGCAGUCCCAGCAGGAGCGCAGGAUUGCUGUGCAGCUGAUGCAUGUUCGGCACGAGAAAGAGGUUUUAUGGCAAAACAGAAUUUUCAAAGAAAAACAAUAUGAGGAAAGACGACUUAAAGAUUUCCAGGAUGCUCUUGAUCGAGAAGCCGCUUUGGCAAAACAAGCCAAGAUUGAUUUUGAAGAACAAAUCCUCAGAGAGAAAAAAGUUCACGAGCAAAUUGCUGUGGAAAGAGCUCAAGCUCGUUUUAAAAAGCAUUAUUCAAUAUGUACAGAGAUUAUGGAUCAAAUCCUUGAUUUUUCCACUAAAGUGGCAGACUAUCGAAUGUUGACAAAUAACAUGAUUCCACACAAGUUGAUGCAUGACUGGAAGGAACUGUUUUUUACUGGAAAGCCCUUAUAUGAACAAGCCUCAAUUAAGCCACUACCUGCUAAACCCUCACCAGAACAACGUAUAGAACUGGAGAAAAGGGACUUUCUAGAUAACAAUGAUUAUGAAGAAUAUAAGAACAUGGUAGGAGAGUGGGCCUUACCAGAAGAAAUGGUUGAUAAUAAACCGCCUCCCAACAACUGUAUAUUGACCCAUGUCCUUCACAGACUAGCUGAAAAAUCUCAUCCUCCUCAAGUUGAAUCAACAGAACCAGAAUUACUUUCCUUUGCUGUUAAAGGAUGCUUCUUGGGGAAAACAUUUAGUGGGAAAACUACCAUUCUAAAGUCUCUACAAAAAGAUUUCCCGAUUCAGAUCCUUUCUAUUGACACUCUUGUCCAAGAAGCGAUACAAGCAUUCCAUGACAACGAAAGAGCCAGUGAGGCCCUGCCAAUUCAGGAAAGUGAGCAGGCUCCACCAGGCCUGCAAAAUGAAAGGCAGGCAAGUCUGAUUCUAGUUUCCUUUACUGCAUCUAGUACACCCAAUAGUCACAAGCAUUCACGAAAAGGAUUUUCAACUGGUCCAGGCUUAGGUGAAGUCUUACCAGAUACUAACAGAACACUAAAAGCUGAAAAAGUCAGAUCAAGUUUUGAUUUUACCAAACUCACUGUGCGUGCUCAGCUUGGUGCAAAAUCAGAAGAGUUGCUGAAGAAAGGAAAGAACAUUCCUGACAUGUUGCUCGUGGACAUCAUGGUAAAUGCUAUUAACGAGAUACCUGCAGAUCAAGGGUGGGUCCUGGAUGGUUUUCCAACGACAUUAAACCAAGUGCAGCUCCUGGAGGAAGCUCUUACCGGCUACAACAGAACCCUCAUAGAAAUGGAGGCAAAGAAAGCACAAAGAUCCACAUUGUUUGCUGAUCCUCCCAAAGAAGUGCCUCUUCCCCCUUCUGCAUUUGAUUUUGUCGUAUUAUUAGACAUCUCAGAUACUUCCUCACUGAGUCGUGUGAAUGAUAUCAUAGCAAAAGAACUUUCACCUUCCACUUAUCAUGACGAUAUUAAUCAACAUGUAGCUGCUGAAAACCAAGAUAUGGAUGGGGACCAGAAUUUAAGAGACCAGAUACAACAUAGAAUUAUAGGCUUCUUGGACAACUGGCCUUCAUUGGAGCAAUGGUUUUCAGAGCCAGAAAAUAUUUUAAUAAAAGUCAAUGCUGAAGUAGAUAAACCAUUUUUAUAUAAAAUAGUAAAAGAAAUUUUGAUGACUGAAAUAGUGAAAAAAAGGAAUAAAGUUCAAAAGAAAUUAGAAGAAAAGGAAGCUGAGAAAAAAGCAGCAGCUUCCCUGGCUGAGCCUCCUCCUCCUCCCCCUCCUCCUCCUCCUCCCAUUCCUAUUGAAUCAGAAAAAGAGAAGGAAACUCAUCCUCACCAUGAGUCUACAAAAACUCCUUCUGGAAAAGGAAAAUCACAAUCAGAUAUGGCCCAUGCUAAGAAAGAAUCUCUUCAGGAAGGAAAGGGGAAGAAAGGUGAAACUUCACUGAAAAGAAAAGGUUCUCCAAAAGGAAAAUCACCAGGAGGAAAAGUAUCAGUAAAGAAAUCACCUGCUAGCUCUGCAGAAACAUCACCUACUCCAGUAGUGCCACCACCUCCUAAGCCAGGAUCAGAAGAAUGGGUCUACGUGGAUGAACCAAUUCCUGAGGAAAUUCCUUCAUUUUUACUACCUUACUGGGAACUAAUAGAAAAUUCUUAUAUAAACACCAUCAAAACAGUGCUCAGACAUCUGAGAGAAUAUCAGAAGACUGUGCUUGCUUACUUGUAUGAGAUUAGGACAUCUUUCCAGGAAUAUCUAAGGCGUCCAGAUUACAAGCAAGAUUUUGUAUCUCAGUGGCAGGCUGAUUUCAACUCCCUUCCUGAUGACCUGUGGGAUGAUGAGGAAACAAAGGCUGAACUUCACCAAAGAGUGAAUGAUCUGCGAGACCGCCUGUGGGACAUCUGUGAAGCCCGGAAGGAAGAGGCCGAGCAGGAGCGGCUGGACGUCAUCAAUGAGAGCUGGCUGCAGGACUCAUUCGGAAUCCUAAUUAACCAUUUCUUCUCACUGAUGCAGGCAGAAUCGAACCGUUUUCAAGAUACAAAGCGAUUCCUUCAAGAUUAUUACAGGGCAAUGGAAUCCAAAAUCCCAGUAGACGACAAUAAGAAAUUUGCUCGAAUCCCACUGGUCCAAAUGGACAGCAAGGACAUUUUGGAAAGCCAACUUAGAAUUCCUCUAGUUCCUCGACUAUCCAUUUCUCCAGAAACAGUUAUGUCCAAAUCAAAACUAAAAUCCAUACUGAAGGGCAAGAUCGAUUACUCGCUGGAAAACGUGGAGUUAAAUUUUGAGGCAGAUGAGAAGCUGGUAAUGGACACCUGGCAGCAGGCUUCGUUAGCAGUGUCUCAGAUGGUGGCUGCUGAAAUUCAUCAGAGGCUCAUGGAAGAAGAAAAAGAAAACCAGCCAGCGGACCCCAAAGAAAAAUCUCCUCAGACAGCUUCAAAUAAAAAAGCCAAAGCAGAACCACAAAUACCCAAGAAAAAAUCAGAGGACAAAAAAUCCAAAGGUAAAUCACCACCUGUGGCAGAACUUUCUCCUGUGUUAACAACAGAGGAAGUCGCCGAAAUGGAAAGGAAAAAUGAACUAAGGCUCAAAAUAAAAGAAGAACACCUUUCUGCCCUGCAAUUUGAAGAGAUAGCCACACAGUUUCGACUUGAACUAAUAAAGACAAAAGCAUUGGCUGUUCUCGAAAAUUUAAUAACAAAGGUGAUCGAUGUAUAUAAACUCAUGGAAAAAUGGCUUGGUGAAAGGUAUUUGAAUGAAAUGUCCAGCAUAGAAAAAUUAACCGAGGUAGCACGCUAUUACAUCGAAACAUCUACGAAAAUUCAGAAUGAACUUUAUUUAAGCCAAGAAGACUUCUUCAUUAAUGGCGAUAUGAAAGUCUUCCCAGAUCCUCCCCCACCGAUACGUCCUCCACCCAUAGAAAAGGAGGAAAAUGGCACCCUGACCCUUGAACAGCUUGACAAUCUUCGAGAUCAAUUCUUAGAUAUGGCACCUAAAGGCCUGAUCGGAAAUAAAGCAUUUACUGACAUUCUGCUGGAUUUGGUGACCCUGAACCUUGGGACCAACAACUUUCCUAGUAGUUGGAUGCACCUUACCCAACCUGAAUUACAGGAGUUAACAUCUGUAUUAACAGUAAACUCGGAGUUCGUGGACUGGCGGAAAUUCCUGUUAGUAACCUCGUUGCCUUGGCCCAUCCCCCUGGAGGAGGAGCUCCUGGAGACUCUGCAGAAGUUCAAGGCUGUGGAUGAGGAGCAGAAGGCCACCAUCACUUUUGAGCAGUAUAUGCAGGCUGGCUUGUGGUUUACGGGAGAUGAAGAUAUAAAAGUUCCAGAAAAUCCUCUUGAACCCUUGCCGUUUAAUAGGCAAGAACACCUUAUAGAGUUUUUCUUCAGGCUAUUUGCUGACUAUGAGAAGGAUCCGCCCCAGCUUGACUACACGCAGAUGCUGCUUUAUUUUGCUUGCCACCCAGACAGUGUGGAAGGGGUCUACAGGGCCCUCAGCGUGGCCAUCGGGACGCAUGUCUUCCAACAAGAUGAAACUCAUAUUCUGAUUGCUGAAAAGACUUCCUCCUCUACUGAUAUGAGUCCAAUUGAAGAGUUUCCUGAACUUGAUGAAAAUGUUGCAAAAGAGGAAAGAGAAUUAAAAGAAGAAAGGGAGGACAGGGAGCAAAAGGAAGAAGAAAUCCCUGAAAAUGCAAACAGUGAAAAGAUUUCCCUGGAAACGCUACUAAAAGUGUUCAGAGGAGGAGGUGAAGCCCAGGACGCUAACAGAUUUGCCAGCCACCUCAGGAUGGAGAACAUUUAUGCAGAGAGCUUCAUAAAAACAUUUGAGGACCUGGGUGCUAAGAACCUGGAGCCAAUUGAAGUUGCUGUUCUCUUGAAGCACCCUUUUAUUCAGGACCUGAUUUCAAAUUAUUCAGACUAUAAAAUUCCUGAUAUUAAAAUGAUUUUCCAAAGAAGUGAACACGUACAAGGCAGCGAUGAGGAGAGAUCACCUUCAAGACUUACAGAGGAAAAGAAAUGAAGACGGAAGAGUUUUGUUUUUAUAAUUUGUCAAUGAAUCUUCCAAAAGUCAAAUGUGA
This is a messenger RNA of Nycticebus coucang (slow loris), 5576 nucleotides long. RefSeq names its product sperm flagellar 2 (gene SPEF2). Bases 35 to 5518 code for a protein of 1827 amino acids. The record is from RefSeq and is a predicted model, not a curated record. The transcript is spliced from 37 exons. NCBI's taxonomy places the organism in Eukaryota, Metazoa, Chordata, Mammalia, Primates, Lorisidae. Gene Ontology annotation, cellular component: sperm midpiece; manchette. Gene Ontology annotation, biological process: sperm axoneme assembly. Gene Ontology annotation, molecular function: protein binding.